Penicillium macrosclerotiorum is the source of this 582-nucleotide messenger RNA. RefSeq lists its product as uncharacterized. Bases 1 to 582 code for a protein of 193 amino acids. The transcript is spliced from 2 exons. NCBI's taxonomy places the organism in Eukaryota, Fungi, Ascomycota, Eurotiomycetes, Eurotiales, Aspergillaceae. The record is from RefSeq and is a predicted model, not a curated record.
AUGUCCGAUUCUUCAGAUGGCGGCUAUAUCGCCGACCGGGGUACUCAAUUGAUGAUAGAAAUAUGGGUCUUAACAUCUUUGGCAGUCAUCACGGUCAUUUUGAGAUUCUCUAGUCGUGGAAUGAGAGGGAAAUUUGGCUGGGAUGAUUUUCUCAUCUUCUUCUCUUUGCUAUGCUUCCUGGGAUGCUCCAUCUGUCUUACCUUUCUCUGUGUGAAUCAUGGUGAGCGACACCUUGAUGAUCUACAACGAGUAGAUGGCACGCGCGGUGUGGACAAGAUCAAGUUGUAUGCGUGGAUUGGCUCGGCCUUCGGAACUAUAGGCCUUGUAGCGGGAAAGGUUUCCAUCGCAACUCUUCUACUUUCAAUACUCGGCCAUACAAACUGGCUUCUUUACAAGGCCUUUCUUUGGGUAUUUUGCAUUGGCCUGGCUGUCCCUGUCAGUACCGCAUAUGCUAUCUUCGGGCUUGUUCAAUGUUCGCCGCCUGCUGCGCUAUGGGAUAGUAGCGUUAAAGGAACGUGCGUCCAACAGAAAGUGGUUGCAGACUACGGAGCUUUCACGGGUUGUAGGUCACCUCGGGCCUAA